Molecule: messenger RNA, 699 nt
Organism: Juglans regia (Persian walnut)
Lineage: Eukaryota; Viridiplantae; Streptophyta; Magnoliopsida; Fagales; Juglandaceae
Exons: 1
Coding region: 1-699 (232 amino acids)
Molecular function (GO): RNA-DNA hybrid ribonuclease activity; nucleic acid binding
Source: RefSeq, a predicted model, not a curated record
AUGAAGGAUAUUCUGGAAGAAAUGCUCAAAAAACUGAAUAAGGAUGAGAUGAUUGAAUUGGCAGUGGUAUUAUGGAAAAUAUGGAGAAGAAAUGAAUUUAUUUUUAAAGGAAAUGUAAUAUCUCCAAACUCAGUGAUGUUCCUUGUUAAGCAGCUACUGCAAGAGCUCAAGCUAUCUGAAACAAAGGUAACCAUCAACCAAAUUCCUUCUAACUCAGUUGUUACAAUCUGGGAAAGGCCUCCACCAGGGUUCUACAAGAUUAAUUGGGAUGUUGGGGUAGAUACAAUUCACUGUAAAAUAGGAAUAGGGGUAGUGGUUACAGAUGAAGAAGCAAAUAUUUUGGCUACCAUGAGAAAGAGACAAGACUUAUUUCCAGAUCCUCUUACAGCAGAAGCGUAUGCAGCCCUUAAAGUAUCCAUUUUUGGUUUUGAAUUAGGCUUGAGGAAAAUUAUCUUGGAGGGAGAUUCCAAAAAGGUUGUGAUGGCAGUGCAGAAUCAAUCACUGGAUGAUACUUACUUUGGUAUGUUAAUUUCUGAUAUUAGAGCCAAGAUGCAUUGCUAUGAAGAGAGUUCUAUUAACCACAUCAAAAGAGAAGGGAAUUUAGUUGCACAUGCACUAGGGAAGAAUGCCUUAAAUGUGGAUGAAUGUAUUGUGAAGAUAGACAGUGUAAAAUGUCUCUGUUAUAGAGAAGUUUAUUAA